AUUGUUACCGUACGGUACAUGACGACUGGAGACGAGGUUGCGAUCGUUGAUAAGCCACGUAUAAUUCUCUAUUGUUGAAACAUGGCAGCCUCCGUGCGAAGAACGCGAAUGCCCAUCGUCUGCUUAUUGUUGUUAAUUCUCGCCGUUUACAACAACGCCCAUGGUCAUCAUGAAACAGAAAGUGGACACAGCCAUGAGCAUUCCCACGCUGAAGCAGCUGGAGCAAAAUCUUAUGAGGGAAAUGUCUGGACAGAUGCAAUAGGUGCCACAGUUUUGAUCUCUGCAGCACCGUUCGUGAUCCUUUUUCUCAUCCCGCUGGACAAGGGGCGCGAGGGACAGGAGUCGCUGUUGAAAGUGCUGCUCAGCUUCGCAUCCGGUGGAUUGCUUGGUGACGCGUUUCUGCAUUUGAUCCCGCAUUCGCUUUCUCCGCACAGUCAUGGCGAUCAUGGACAUGAUCACGGGCACGAUCACGGACAUGAGCACAGUCAUGAUCACGGCCAUAGCCAUGGUCAUGAUCAUGACCACUCUGGACCAAUGCUUGUUGGCUUCUGGGUGUUAGUUGGAAUUCUCUUAUUUCUGCUGGUGGAGAAGUUUGUUCGCCUUGUGAAGGGUGAUGGGGCCCAUUCCCACAGCCAGGGGAAACCAAAGAAAGCACAAAUUGAGGAUGAAGGACCAGCACGGGAGGAAGAAACCAAUGGAAGUUCUUCGCAAGUACGACGCAGGAUAGCUGGGAAGCAAGAAGAGGCUGAAAAAGAUAAAAAGAGCGUUGAACCAGAAGAAGACCCUCCUAUUAAAGUUUCUGCCUACCUCAACCUCGUGGCCGAUUGCACGCACAACUUCACCGACGGCCUGGCCAUUGGGGCUUCGUUCCUAGCGGGUCGCAAUGUCGGCAUCGUGACCACCAUCACCAUUCUUCUUCAUGAAGUCCCGCAUGAGAUAGGAGAUUUUGCCAUCCUUGUGCAGUCUGGAUGCAACAAGAGAAAGGCAAUGUACCUGCAGCUCUUGACAGCCGUUGGAGCCCUGGCAGGCUGCACCUGUGCUCUCCUGGCCGAAGGUGCAGGGGACGCCACCUCCGUCUGGGUCCUCCCUAUCACCGCUGGGGGCUUCAUCUACAUCGCUACCGUUACCGUCAUCCCAGAACUCCUCGAAGACACCACCCUGAAACAGAGCAUCAUGGAGAUCGCUGGUCUCUUGGCCGGGGUGGGACUCAUGUAUCUUAUAGCUUUGUAUGAAUAGGUAGGUAGGUUCUAAUUUCUUGCCAAUUGAUUGUAAUUCUUGUCUAUUCUUUUUUUUUAAAAGUUUCUCUUAAUGUAGCAUAGCUAUUUCUAAUACAGGCACAAAUUCAGCCAGAUAAGACACAAUAGUUUUGAGAGGCAGAGUAUCGUGCAAAAACAGUAUGGCUCCUAUGUGUCUAAUCCGGCUGGAUCUGCACCAGUUCUAAUGAUAAGUAGUCUCUCCUUUUGAGUCUCUUUGUCCUCUAUGUAAUUUCAUUCAUUUUGUGAUUAAUCAAUUUAUAGCACAAAGUUGUGAUCUGAAUAAAAGUUGAUCAACUGUCGAUGUAGAUGAAGGAACAUAUGUUUUAAAUAUCACAUAUCUAAUAACUAACUCUAAGCAGACAUGAGGUUGAUUUAAUUAACCUGCCUAUAUUGCACCAGACUUGUGGUUAGCAUUGUAAUGGUUAAACUAAUAUUUUUUGUUUUGUUUUUCGAAGAGUUCUCUUUUUUUCUAAAGAUUGAUUAUUUGUCAGUUGAAAUCUGAACUAAAAUGUAUAUCAUACUUGGAUUGUGAAAUGUGCAAACAAUGUGAAAACAAGUAUGUUGUAUGUACGUGAUCAUGUAUAUUUCACAAGUUUCUUUAUGUGCAUCGAGUGUUGACAUUGCUCUACUCUAUAUGGUGAUGUUGCAGAAGCAGGCAUUUUACUAUAUACCAUGAUUUAGUGUACAUGUAUUGCACUUGUAAUGUAAAAUUCAAUUUCAUUUGUGGAUGAUAGGCAGCACAAUGUCUCUUGCUAUGUGCCUUUGCAAGACGUGCAAUUGUUGUAUUUUAAUUGAUUCCAAACAGAUUUAUAUAUCUUAAACUUUCAGAUACCAUACAGGUUCAUAUUUUUCUUUGCAUUGGACAAUAUUCCCAGUUAUGUUUUAUGCCUUGUCAUUUCAAGUAAUGAGACCUUCAAACGUGACUUGAAGGCCACGAAGAUGGGCAAAACAAGAAAAAAAGUGUGUUUAAUUAUUCCUGUACGAAAACUUUUGAAGGUGACAAGAUAUUAUUUUUUUUAAACACAAAAUCUUGAUAGUGGGACUAGUAACACAUAGAUGUACAUUCAAGAUUUCAAGAUUUAUUAAAACAUAUGAUCGCAGCUUGUUAAGCUGAAUUGACAAAUGUUUUACAAAAGAGCAUAAAAAAUAUACAUAAAAUCAACAAAAAGGUAAUGUUACAAAAGAGUCAAGAAAUUACAAAAACAAUUACGGUAUAAUCAUGAUAAUAAUGAAGUGAUCUUAGUUUUGGAAAGCUUUGAAAAAAGUACAUAUUUUGGAAAAAAAAUUCACUAAAUAUAAAAUUAUUGUGAUGUAAUAUGGGUUUAAAGAAGAAUUGAAAGGAAAUUUGUUGUAACGGCUUUAACUUAUUUUUCUUCUUUAAUAUCAUGUAUAUUAGUAUUUUCAUUAUAUUUCUAAUGAAUAAUUGUGAAAUCAGAGGUUUGGAAGAUCUAUUUUAAUGAGGGGGGAUUCAAAAUUUGAAAUACCGGUACUGAUUUUUAUUUAGAGGAAUGUAAAUUAUUUACAUUGUACUCCUUCAAUUUCAUUUGAAGAGAAAGAAAAUGUACAUUUUAACCGAGUUGUUAGAUGCAUUGUGAACAUGGCGAUGUUUUGUAGGUUUUUUUUUUGUUUCUCUGUAACUUUCUGAAGGCAUGCGUAUAAUUCAUUGAAAUUUGUCGACAUUGUUUAAGUUUAUUCUGCUCUUUCUUCAUGCAUUCAUGGUGAAGAAAACAACUUCCUUUUAUUCAUACUUGACAUUUAUGAAUGAUUUGAGUGUCAAAUAAUCGACCUUGUACAGCUUGAGAUUCUUGUCACAGUUGGCUCUCCAUAGUUAAACCACAACUUUAGACCAGAGUUUAAAUUAAAUCAGAGUUCAGAAUAUGGGUCAUUGAAAACUGAAUUUUGGUAAAUGUCAUUUGCUUCCUUUUGUCAAAGUAAAGCAUCUUUGUACUCUGCAAUUUUGAAUGUAGAAUAUGUGACAUUUUGGGCAACUAACUUUUGUGAUAGAUUUCUUUUUUAAAGCACAUGAUGGUGGUAAUGUAAAUAGGAGCAAAUUUUCAGUGCUUCAAUUUACUCCAUACUCGUGCAUACAGUGAUCACAUUUGAGACUAGUGGCAACUCUAAAUCUUUUUAUAUGCUUUUCUUGUCUCAUCAAUCUUCAGACUGUGUAAUUUGAAUGUAGUUUGGUCAUGAAAAUCAAUGGAAAUAAUGAAAAAGUGAAAUGCACAUGCGCUUCUAAAGACGUGUUUCUUUGAAAGAUCUACUUGCAUGAUGAUGCAUCAUUUAUAAUGGGAUUCCGGCCAGUCAUUUUUGUACACAAGAUGUUGGAUUUUCCACUAACCCAAUUUUAGAAUUCAAUGAGUAGAUUCAUGCUAUGACUUGUGAUAUUUGCGUUCCUAUUGUUUACAUCGUAGUACAAAUACGUUCUUUGAUUAUUGCAGUACUUGCUAUUAGAAGUACUUUUGAUUUUGUGUAUUUAAUUUUUUUCCCCAUAGUUGUCUGUCAUACAGAGCUGCCAAAUUAAGAGUUUACAUUCAUUUAAGAAUUAAGAGGAACUUCUUCAUUUUUGUCUCACCUGCAUAGCAGAGUGAGACUAUAGGCGCCGCUUUUCCGACGGCGACGGCGGCGUCAACACCAAAUCUUAACCUGAGGUUAAGUUUUUGAAAUGACAGCAUAACUUAGAAAGUAUAUGGACCUAGUUCAUGAAACUUGGCCAUAAGGUUAAUCAAGUAUUACUGAACAUCCUGCCUGAGUUUCAUGUCACAUGACCAAGGUCAAAGGUCAUUUAGGGUCAAUGAACUUAGACCAUGUUGGGGGAAUCAACAUCAAAAUCUUAACCUAAGGUUUAGUUUUUGAAAUGUCAUCAUAACUUAGAAAAUAUAUGGACCUAGUUCAUGAAACUUAUACAUAAGGUUAAUCAAGUAUCACUGAACAUCCUGCAUGAGUUUCACAUCACAUGACCAAGGUCAAAGGUCAUUUAGGGUCAAUGAACUUUGGCCGAAUUGGGGGUAUCUGUUGAAUUACCAUCAUAACUUUGAAAGUUUAUGGAUCUGAUUCAUGAAACUUGGACAUAAUAGUAAUCAAGUAUUACUAAACAUCCUGUGCAAGUUUCAGGUCAUAUGAUCAAGGUCAAAGGUCAUUUAGGGUCAAUGAACUUUGGCCAAAUUGGGGUAUUUGUUGAAUUACAGCCAUAAAUUUGAAAGUGUGUUGGUCUAGUUCAUAAAACUUGGACAUAAUAGUAAUCAAGUAUCACUGAACAUCCUGUGCGAGUUUCAGGUCACAUGAUCAAGGUCAAAGGUCAUGUAAGGUCAAAGAACUUUGGCCACGUUGGGGGUAUUUGUUGAAUUGCCAUCAUAUCUCUAUAAGUGUAUUGGUCUAGUUCAUAAAACGUGGAAAUAAGAGUAACCAAGUAUCACUGAACAUCUUGUGCGAGUUAUAGUAGUUUUCAAAAUCAGCACUGCUGCUAUAUUGAAUCGCGUGAUGCAGGUGAGACGGCCAGAGGCAUUCCACUUGUUCGUUUUAUGAUUCAAAUACAUUUUAAAAAUUUAAUAAUGGCGGAAUGACAACUUUUUUAGUCAGAAAUCACAAUUUGAAUUCAAUGAACAGUUAAAGUUGGUGGCUUUGUCAUGUGGUAAUUGCUUGUUGUGUUUUCAUUCAAUACUGUGUUUAUUUAGUCCAUUUCUUUCUCUAUUUUUGUCUGACUUGUGUGAUCGUGUUGCGUCCUUGAUAUAACAGAGGUGCAUAUAAUUAUGUUUGGUAAUAACUGGAAUGCACUGUUUGCGAUACUGUAAUGGAGCUAUCAAAAUUAUUAAAAUAGUCUGGUAAUUGUAA
Messenger RNA from Lytechinus pictus (painted urchin), 5084 nucleotides. Its product is annotated as protein catecholamines up-like. Gene Ontology annotation, biological process: zinc ion transmembrane transport; intracellular zinc ion homeostasis. The record is from RefSeq and is a predicted model, not a curated record. Bases 82 to 1236 code for a protein of 384 amino acids. Gene Ontology annotation, molecular function: zinc ion transmembrane transporter activity. Lineage: Eukaryota; Metazoa; Echinodermata; Echinoidea; Temnopleuroida; Toxopneustidae. Gene Ontology annotation, cellular component: membrane. The transcript is spliced from 4 exons.